CGGGCGGGGAGGAGGCAGGGCCGGGCUGGGCCGGGCCGGGCCGCCUGCUUGCACGCCUAUUUGAGCGAAAGUAGCGGUUCGCGGGCGCUCAGUGCCGGCCGCCGCGGAGAGGUAGCGGGUGAGCGGCCGCCAGUCGGUGCCCGCAGCCGGUGCGGCGCUGCCCGCCGCCCCCCACCCCCCCCGCCUCCCGCCCCCUGCUGAGGACUGCCGCGCUCGUCGCACGAGUGGCGGUGGGGGGAGCCGCCCCGCGGGGGCCGCCUCUGCCCCUUACCCGCCGCGCCGUUAAUGGAAACAUGGCGAUGGCGGCUCCGACCGGCAGCGCCGCGUCCGUCGCCCCGGCCCUCUGCGGCCACCUGGCCCUGCUGCUGCUCCUCGCCGCCCCCGCCGCACACGGCUACAGCUUCCCCCAGCAGCACACUAUGCAGUACUGGGCCAGAAGGCUGGAGCAGGAGAUUGAUGGAGUGAUGAGGAUAUUUGGUGGAGUCCAGCAGCUCAGAGGGAUCUACAAUGAGAAUAGAAACCUGUUUGAAGUCAAAGAGAAUGUGCCAAGGAAGUUGGUGGAGAAGGUCGCAGGGGACAUUGAGAGCCUCUUGGCCAAGAAAGUCCGUGCUUUAAAGAGACUUGCCAACGCUGCGGAGAAGUUCCAGAAGGCUCACCACUGGCAGGACAACAUCCGGGAGGAAGACAUCGAGUACUAUGACUCCAAGGCUGACACUGAAUACGAUGAUCCCGAUGGAGAAGAGAUCGAGAGGGAGAAGUCCAACUCCUUGAAGCUGGAGUUCACCGACGAUGCCAACUUCAAGACCAAGGUUAACUAUUCAUACGCUGCCGUGCAGAUCCCCACGGACAUCUACAAAGGCUCCACUGUCAUCCUCAAUGAGCUGAACUGGACGCAGGCACUGGAAGACGUCUUUAUCGAGAACCGGAAGGAGGAUCCCUCCCUGCUCUGGCAGGUGUUCGGCAGCGCCACUGGCGUCACCCGCUACUACCCCGCCACACCGUGGAGAGCCCCCAAUAAGAUCGACCUCUACGACGUGCGCAGGCGGCCCUGGUACAUCCAAGGCGCCUCCUCCCCAAAGGAUAUGGUCAUCAUCGUGGACGUGAGCGGCAGCGUGAGCGGCCUCACCCUCAAGCUGAUGAAGACCUCAGUCUAUGAGAUGCUGGACACCCUCUCAGAUGACGACUACGUCAACGUGGCCUCAUUCAACGAGAAGGCAAAGCCAGUGUCGUGCUUCAAGCACCUGGUGCAGGCCAACAUCCGGAACAAGAAGGUCUUCAAGGAGGAUGUGCAGGGGAUGGUGGCCAAGGGCACGACUGACUACAAGGCUGGCUUUGAGUACGCCUUUGACCAGCUGCAGAAUUCCAACAUUACGCGUGCCAACUGUAACAAGAUGAUCAUGAUGUUCACGGACGGUGGUGAGGACCGGGUGCAGGACGUCUUUGAGAAGUACAACUGGCCCAAUAAGACGGUGCGGGUCUUCACCUUCUCUGUCGGGCAGCACAACUAUGACGUGACCCCGCUGCAGUGGAUGGCCUGCGCCAACAAAGGUUACUACUUCGAAAUCCCUUCCAUCGGUGCCAUCCGCAUCAACACACAGGAGUACCUGGACGUGCUGGGCAGACCCAUGGUCCUGGCUGGGAACCGAGCCAAGCAGGUUCAGUGGACCAACGUCUACCAGGAUGCCCUGGUAAGGACGCAGGGGCUGGGCCUGGUGGUGACGGGCACGCUGCCGGUGUUCAACCUGACAGAGGAUAGCAGUGACAGGAAGAACCAGCUCAUCCUGGGCGUGAUGGGGAUCGACGUGGCUCUCAAUGACAUCAAGAGGCUGACACCGCGAUACAACCUGGGGGCAAAUGGUUACGUCUUCGCCAUCGACCUGAACGGCUAUGUCCUGCUGCACCCCAACCUGCAGCCCCAGAUCAUCAAUUUCCGUGAGCCGGUAACGCUGGACUUCCUGGACGCUGAGCUGGAGGAUGAGAACAAGGAGGAGAUCCGUAGAAGCAUGAUUGAUGGGAACGAUGGGCAGAGGUUCAUCAAGACCCUCAUCAAGUCCCUGGAUGAGCAAUACAUCGAUGAGGUGUUCAGGACCUACACGUGGGCCCCCAUCAAAAGCACCAACUACAGCCUGGGGCUGGUUCUGCCUCCCUACAGCACCUACUACAUCCAGGCCAACCUCAGCGACCAGAUCCUGCAAGUGAAGUAUUUUGAAUACCUGCUGCCCAACAGCUUUGAGUCGGAGGGACAUGUGUUCAUUGCUCCCAGAGAGUAUUGCAAAGACCUCGACUUGUCGGAUAACAACACCGAGUUCCUGGAAAACUUUAUUGCCCUCAUGGAAAAGGUGACCCCAGACUCCAAGCAGUGUGACAACUUCCUCCUGCACAACCUGAUCCUGGACACAGGCAUCACGCAGCAGCUGGUGGAGCGGGUCUGGAAGGACCAGGACCUCAACACGUACAGCCUUCUGGCUGUCUUCGCAGCCACUGAUGGGGGCAUCACCCGCGUCUUCCCUAACAAGGCUGCAGAUGACUGGGAGGAGGAACCGGAGCCUUUCAACGCCAGCUUUUAUCGGAGGAGUUUGGACAACAAGGGCUACAUCUUCAAGCCGCCCUACCGGGAUGCCGGCUACCGGGGGCUGGACCUGGAAAACAACACCAUUGGGAUCCUGGUGAGCACUGCAGUGGAGCUCAGUAUCGGGGGCAAGACGCUGAAGCCAGCAGUGGUGGGGGUGAAGCUGGACCUGGAGGCCUGGGCUGAGAAGUUCAAAGUGUUGGCGAGCAACCGGACGGACCGCGACCAGCUGGGCACCCGCCGGUGCGACCCCUCAACCAGCUGUGAGAUGGACUGUGAGGCCAACAACAAGGACCUCAUCUGUGUUCUUAUCGAUGAUGGGGGCUUCCUGGUGCUCUCCAACCAGGAGGACCACUGGUACCAGGUGGGCAAGUUCUUCAGCGAGGUGGACGCUAACCUGAUGUCUGCCCUCUACAACAACUCCUUCUACACCCGCAAGGAGUCCUAUGAUUUCCAGUCUGUCUGUGCCCCUGAGGCCCAGAGCAACACAGGCGCUGCGCCCCGUGGUGUCUUUGUGCCUACUGUGGCCGAUCUCCUGAACCUCGCCUGGUGGACCUCGGCUGCAGCCUGGUCCCUCUUCCAGCAGUUCCUGUAUGGCCUCACCUACAGCAGCUGGUUCCAGACAGAGGAGGUGGCAGGGGACAGCAUGGAGGCCAGGGAGACGAGCUGCAUAAUGAAGCAGACGCAGUACUACUUCAGCACUGUCAACGCCACCUACAACGCCAUCAUCGACUGCGGCAACUGCUCCAGGCUCUUUCAUGCUCAGAGGCUGGCCAACACCAACUUGCUCUUCGUGGUGGCCGACAAGCCCCUCUGCAGCCAGUGUGAGUCCAUCAAGCUGCUGCAGGCAGAGGUAAGAGCCCCGCCGAGGGACCCCAAUCAGUGUGAGCUGGUGGACAGGCCCCGCUACCGGAAAGGUCCCCACAUCUGCUUCGACUACAAUGCAACAGAAGAUACCUCAGACUGUGGCAGAGGGGCUUCCUUCACCCCCUCCCUGGGGGUCCUGCUCUCCCUGCAACUGCUGCUCCUCUACUCCAGUGCCAGCUGGCACCCACUGCCCCCAGCCGCCUGCCUUUAGCAUCCCCAGCCACACCGCCAGCUCUCUUUCCUUUCAAGCUCCAUCUCCAUCCCCCUCCCUGGCCCAGUGGAGUGGGAGCGACGUCCCCUCUGCCACCUCGGGGACCCCGUGAUGCUGCCCCGUUCUCCCUGCCGGCCGCAGCCAAAGAUGAGUCGGGGUGUGGGCAGGGGCUCCCCAGCAGAGUAGGGAUCGGGUCGGUACCCCAGCAUCGCGCUCUCCCAGCCCCUCGGACUCAGAAAGUGGCAUCGGUGGCCUCCACCCACAACCCCCCCAUCCACCUUGCCUAUUUUUUUAGCCUGAAGAUUUUAAACCAGAUAUUUCUACAUCGAGUUUCAGACAUUUUCACCUGGAGAACGGCGGUGUUUAUUGACAGCAAUGAGGACACAAGGGAAAAAAAAAAAAGGGGGGGGGGCGAGGAAAAAAAAACAACACACAAAUAUGAAAAAAGGACUUGACUGUGCGGGUCAGUAUUAUUUGUUCUAGUGGGUACCAGCCCUCCCCGGCCACCCAGGUGUGCAGGGUGGACGGUGGCUCCAGCAUCCCUGUGAGCUCGGACCACGCAUGGGCAGGGGCAGAGGUGGUGGGCAGCUGGCCUUGGCCUGUGCCAGGGUGGGAUGGCACCUUGGCCCCUGCUCUGGGCUCAGCUGCUCUCAUGCACUCUUGGGCACAGAUAUUGGGGUGAAAAGGAGGGGGAAAAAAGUGUAUUUUGUUUCUUUUCCGUUCUGCAGAUCACUGUGAAAUCCUGCCCGUUCAGCCCUGCCCACCCCCACGGCCUCAUUCACCCAGCAGCCCUGCCAAAGAAACUGCUCCGGCCAGGGGGACAUGCCGCCUGUCCCCAAAUGGGGUGUGCCAUGUGCCCCCGAGCGGGUCGCGCCAUGUGCCCUGCAGCAGGAUGUGCCGCACGUCCCUGAGCGGACGUGGAGCAGGAAGCGCCACAUGUCCCCAGAACCCCAGAAGGGACGUGCCAGACAGCUGCGGCUGGGGGAGCUGCUCCCUGGGUGCUGCUGAGGUCCUGGCUGGGGCCACCCAGUGUUAGGGGAGUGGGAGGAGCUCCUGCAACGGGGUGCCCCGAGGUGUUGGGGGGUCACACCGGGGCACUCAGGCGGGGACAUCCCUCCCCCCAGCCAAAAUGCUGAGUGCUGAGGAGGUGGAUAGAGCAGCUACUCGGCCCCAGCACCCCACUGCACCCCACCACCUGAGCCAGGAGAGGUGCUGUGGGGCUGGGGGAGCCUGGCAGGGUGCCCAGCUGUGACACCCUGCAGUGCUGCAGUGCAGGGGGUGCCAUACCCACAACCCCUGUCCCCCACUGCUCCCAGAAGCGCCGGGGACCCCUGCUCAGGCAGGCAUCCCCAGGGACCCUCACCCCCCCAGCGCACCCUGCUCAGAGCCACUUCAUCAACCAGGGCCAGGGGAGCCCACUUGGCACAGCCACCCCGGGGGUGCUGGGGAGGGUGCCAGGCGCUAAUUAGUGCUGGGGUUAAUUAAUGGUCAUUCUGCUUGUAGCUUUUUCAGUGUGUGUUUGGUUACUGUCUCUGGGAACCGUGUUUGAACAGAUGGCUCUGUGUUACCGGGAGUGUGUGUACUUCUGUAGUCUAGUUAGGUGCUCUGCCAGAAAACCACCACUAUACAUACCUAUAAAUAUAUACAUAUAUAGUCUAUUUUAAGUUAAAAAACAGUAAGGCAAAGGGGUGGCAUGGCCCCAGGCCCCCCCCAUCCUGCCGGGGUCACCUCCUGCCCUGCCCCCACCUGAAAGCUUCUCUCUGCUCAUUCAAAGGCAUUGGGUUUUUAAUUGAUUUUUCUUUAUUUUUAAUUUCUUUGGGUUUUAAUUUUUUUUUGUACAGAAGAGUUGGAAAACUUAAGAAAAACCAACAAAAAGACAAUUUGUAAGAUAUCGUGCGUGUGACUCCUUGUAAAAUAUUUUCAAAUUGUUUAUUACAGAGACUCAGUUAUUAAAUAAUGUUCAUAUUUUCACUUCA
Phalacrocorax carbo (great cormorant) is the source of this 5623-nucleotide messenger RNA. NCBI's taxonomy places the organism in Eukaryota, Metazoa, Chordata, Aves, Suliformes, Phalacrocoracidae. The record is from RefSeq and is a predicted model, not a curated record.